GGCCUCCUUGGCGAGCUUGUAGUCCUCGUCCAUCGUGGUUCUGAUACCAAUUAUGCCCAAUGAAAGUGAGAUAAAUCGGAUAUUUGGCCAAUCAUCACCUGGAAGGGGACACUCUUGCUUACCAUCGUACAAGGCUCAAGAUGACUGAUUACAAGGAGGAGCAGGCCAUGGAGGUGGAGGCCCUCGAGGCCAUCUAUAUGGACGACUUUACCAAGCUGUCCGACGAGCCGCUUACCUACCAGGUACACGUGGUACCCAACCAGGACGGCGAGAACAACUUCGUGGCGUUGAUCCUUAAGGCAGAAAUCCCGGAGACGUACCCUGACCUGGAGCCGAAGAUUGAGGUUAUCGUGAAGAAAGGUUUAGCGGACAGGCAAGUGAAGGAGAUCAAGGAGCUGCUGGCCCAGCAGAUCGAGGAGAAUAUGGGUAUGGCUAUGAUGUACACGCUGUCGGAGGCAGUGCGUGAAUAUUUAGUGGAAAACAACCGCGAAGGAAACGACGGAUCGGAGCACCAGGAGAUGCUGCGUCGUAUGGAGUUGAAGAAGAAGAAAGAGGAGAAGGUGGAAGCGGACAAAUUAGAGCAGGCCAACGCAGAAGCUGAGGAGAGCCGACGUGAAUUCCACGGUACGCCCGUGACCGUCGAGACAUUCGCCGCCUGGAAAGCUAAGUUUGACGCCGAGAUGGCGCCCAAGAAGAAAGCCUCCAUUAAGGACGAGGCCUCUGCGAAACUCACAGGUACGCGGAAACAUAGCGUGCUGCGAGCUCUUAUCUAAACUCCUGAUAUCUUGCAGGUCGUCAGCUGUGGAACAAGGGUCUGGUCACGGAGGAUGGUGCAGUGGAAGCUGAGGCUGAAGCCGAGGGUGAGGACGCCGCAGAACACGAUGGUGAGGCCAUGGAGGGCAAUGACGACCAGAAGUAGAGUGAACACCAGGCAACUUGAAGUAUCUUAAUGCUUCAAUAGAGUUCAUAUUCUCCAUGAUAGGUGUGGACAGAAAAAAAUGAACGUCUAAAACUACCUUGGGUUUUGUAUUGGCC
This is a messenger RNA of Phytophthora nicotianae INRA-310, 1035 nucleotides long. RefSeq lists its product as hypothetical. Gene Ontology annotation, biological process: cytoplasmic translation. Gene Ontology annotation, molecular function: protein binding. The transcript has 8 exons. NCBI's taxonomy places the organism in Eukaryota, Oomycota, Peronosporomycetes, Peronosporales, Peronosporaceae. The record is from RefSeq and is a predicted model, not a curated record. The coding region runs from base 141 to 773 and encodes 210 amino acids.